AGCCAUCAUUUUCUCUGGCAGAGACUUCCGCCAGUUCUCCACAUCACGUGACCAGCCGUCACGUGACCGUGUGUCGCGUGACGUCACCACGACAGGAACUGGCAUUUACAGUUUUCCCCGUCAAGUGGCAGAAAUGGCCGCUCCCACGGCAAAGGAAAGAAAAGCAUGUUGGGAUUCUCGAGACCAGUACUGGAAGUGUUUGGAUGAUAAUAAUGACGAUCAAUCCAAAUGUCAAACGCUCAGACAUUGUUUUGAAAACCUCUGUCCGGCACAAUGGAUUAAAUAUUUUGACAAAAGACGGGAUUACCUGAAGUUCAAAGAAAAAGUUCAAGCCGGUGAAUUUCAGCCCCCAGAGACGUCACAAAAGAUAUGAUGGGCGGUCAUUGUAAAGAGGACCCAAUGUAUCAGACUGAAUAUCCUUAUAUUUGAGGAAAGUGCAUAAAUGUCACAUUAGUGAACUUCUAUAAAAACCAUGAUAAGUGAAUGGAAUGGAAAGUGGAAUAGAAACAUUACUUGGUCCUGAAAAACAGCUUCCUAUCAAAGAACCGGAAAACCAUUUUUUUAAUAUUUCAUAAAAAUAUUUCUGUGUAUAAUGUGACGAAACUAGAAAAACACUGUGAUGUAAUGCCUAAUAAAUGACAAUUGCAAAUUACAUUAUUUAAAUAAUUGAAAUGAAGUACAUAUGUAAUGAACAUACAUUUUAUAUGUAAAACAUGCGGUUAAAGGAACAGACAUAUUUUUGAUUUCAUGUGGCUGCCCUUUGUGUUAUUGACCUGGGAGUGUGAUUAAGAGGCUGAAGCCUCU
Messenger RNA from Spea bombifrons (plains spadefoot toad), 804 nucleotides. RefSeq names its product cytochrome c oxidase assembly factor 6 homolog. Gene Ontology annotation, cellular component: respiratory chain complex IV; mitochondrion. Lineage: Eukaryota; Metazoa; Chordata; Amphibia; Anura; Pelobatidae. Gene Ontology annotation, biological process: respiratory chain complex IV assembly. The record is from RefSeq and is a predicted model, not a curated record. The coding region runs from base 134 to 373 and encodes 79 amino acids. The transcript is spliced from 3 exons.